Messenger RNA from Vicia faba (fava bean), 345 nucleotides. NCBI's taxonomy places the organism in Eukaryota, Viridiplantae, Streptophyta, Magnoliopsida, Fabales, Fabaceae. The record is from the annotation of a GenBank genome assembly.
AUGGUUAUAGUUAGACUUAUGGAGAAGGCUAUUAUGCUUCUUCACUGCCAUCCAGAUGGAUAUGCUAAAGCAAAGGGUGCAGGAACAUCAGAUACAAAGGUAGAGACUAUAAGUAAAGAAUCGGAUAGGAGUGAAAAAGGCGAUGGCGCUUGCCGUAGAAAGAGAUUAGACCGGUUUGGUACUCCAACUACCAAUGAAAAAAAGUUUUCAAUACAAAUCCGUGAGUUGAGUCUAGUCAUGCUGCUUCAAAAGAAUCCUCUGGGUCUUUUCUUCCUAUCUGGUUCUCUGGAACCAACCCCUAUGUUCAUAAGCACACUGAGCCUUUCAAUAAUAUCCAUCCAAUAA